Leptosomus discolor (cuckoo roller) is the source of this 2440-nucleotide messenger RNA. Lineage: Eukaryota; Metazoa; Chordata; Aves; Leptosomiformes; Leptosomidae. The record is from RefSeq and is a predicted model, not a curated record.
UUUUUAUCUCUCCUUCUUUCCAGGAGUCAGAUGGUGGCUUGUAUAUUUGCAUGAACACGUUCCUGGGCUUUGGGAAGCAAUAUGUGGAAAAGCACUACCAGAAAACAGGCCAGCGGGUCUACCUGCACCUCAAAAGAACACGUAAACCGAAGGAAGAAGACACCAACUCCAGUGCUGGGGACCCCCCAAGGAAGAAACCAACUCGCUUGGCUAUUGGUGUAGAAGGUGGAUUUGACAUCACAGAGGAAAAGUUUGAAUAUGACGAAGAUGUAAAAAUAGUAAUUUUCCCAGAGCAAUUGGAUAUUCCUCGUGAUGGGCUGGAGGGAAUACCAGACAAGGUCAGAGACAGGAUUGCCAGUGCAGUCGAGGCCAUCCUGACAGCAGAUUCAGCGUCACGGAAGCAGGAGGUACAGGCAUGGGAUGGGGAGGUUCGACGUGUUUCCAAACACGCUUUUUCCCUGCACCAACUUCAGAAUGAUGUCCGCAUCCCACCGUGUGGCUGGAAAUGCAGCAAGUGUGACAUGAGGGAGAACCUGUGGCUGAACAUGACUGAUGGAGCCAUCCUCUGCGGUCGGCGCUAUUUUGAUGGCAGUGGUGGCAACAAUCACGCAGUGGAGCAUUACCGGGAAACUGGCUACCCACUGGCUGUGAAACUGGGAACAAUUACUCCUGAUGGGGCAGACGUCUACUCCUAUGAUGAGGAUGAUAUGGUGUUGGAUCCCAACCUGGCAGAACACCUUGCUCACUUUGGGAUUGACAUGCUCAAGAUGCAGAAGACAGACAAGACGAUGACAGAGCUGGAAAUAGACAUGAACCAGCGCAUUGGGGAGUGGGAGCUCAUCCAGGAGUCUGGCGUGCAGCUCAAGCCCCUGUAUGGGCCUGGGUACACUGGUAUCCGUAACUUGGGCAACAGUUGCUACCUCAAUUCUGUGAUGCAGGUGCUGUUCAGCAUCCCAGACUUCCAGAGAAAGUAUGUGGACAAGCUGGAGAAGAUAUUUCAAAGUGCACCUUCGGACCCCACACAGGACUUCAGCACACAAGUAGCCAAACUGGGCCAUGGACUGCUUUCUGGGGAGUAUUCAAAGCCAGCUUCUGCAGAUGGGGAACAGCAGCCUGAUCAGAAGGGUAUGCAAAAUGGCAUUGCUCCACGUAUGUUUAAGUCCCUCAUUGGAAAGGGACACCCAGAAUUUUCCACUAACCGGCAGCAGGAUGCACAGGAAUUCUUUCUGCACUUCAUUAACAUGGUGGAGAGGAACUGCCGCAGCUCGGAGAACCCCAAUGAGGUCUUCCGUUUUCUGGUGGAGGAAAAGCUGAAGUGCCUGGCCACAGAAAAGGUGAAAUAUACCCAGCGUGUGGACUAUAUUAUGCAGCUGCCUGUGCCCAUGGAUGCUGCACUCAACAAAGAUGAACUACUGGAAUAUGAGGAGAAGAAGCGGCAGGCAGAGGAAGAGAAGCAGCCCCUGCCUGAGCUGGUGCGAGCCAAGGUGCCUUUCAGCUCCUGCUUAGAGGCCUAUGGAGCUCCAGAGCAGGUGGAUGAUUUCUGGAGCACAGCCUUGCAGGCCAAGUCUGUGGCUCUCAAAACGACACGGUUCGCCUCUUUCCCGGAUUAUCUGGUGAUCCAGAUCAAGAAAUUCACUUUUGGUCUGGACUGGGUGCCCAAAAAGCUCGAUGUCUCCAUUGAAAUGCCAGAGGAGCUGGAUAUCUCUGCACUGCAGGGAACAGGGCUGCAAGAUGGAGAAGAAGAAAUGCCAGACAUCGCACCCCCACUGGUGACACCAGACGAGCCCAAAGCACCCAUGUUGGAUGAGUCAGUGAUUAUCCAGCUAGUGGAGAUGGGCUUUCCCAUGGAUGCCUGCCGCAAAGCUGUGUAUUACACAGGGAACAGUGGGGUUGAGGCUGCCAUGAACUGGGUCAUGUCACAUAUGGAUGAUCCAGACUUUGCUAACCCAUUAGUUCUCCCUGGAUCCAGUGGACCAGGGUCAACUAUUGCCUGCCCAGACCCUCCUUCAGAAGACAGUGUGGCCACCAUUGUCUCCAUGGGUUUCUCCCGGGACCAGGCUAUGAAAGCACUUAGAGCCACGAACAACAGUCUGGAGCGUGCUGUGGAUUGGAUCUUUAGUCACAUUGAUGACCUUGAUGCAGAAGCUGCUAUGGAUAUCUCAGAGGGGCGCUCGGCAGCUGAGUCCAUCUCUGAAUCUGUCCCCGUGGGUCCUAAAGUGCGCGAUGGGCCUGGGAAAUAUCAGCUGUUUGCCUUCAUCAGCCACAUGGGCACUUCGACUAUGUGCGGACACUACGUUUGUCACAUCAAGAAAGAGGGCAGGUGGGUGAUCUACAACGACCAGAAAGUCUGUGCUUCUGAGAAGCCCCCCAAGGACCUGGGCUACAUCUACUUCUAUCAGCGGAUUCCCAGCUAGAACAUCCUCUUUUCUGUGUGUGGUGG